GCGAAUACCACAAACCAGAGCGCUAAUAGUAUCAAGUUAAGGAUUCAGAAGUUUUUUUAAUUCAAAUUUUACUAGAUUGUACUGCAUUUUCGCUUCAUUUUGUUCGAAUUGAAUGAUGGUGAAAGUUGCAGGCGCAAAACUAGGAGUUUCGCUAUCUCAACAGAAGAAAAAGGUUAAAAGUACCGAGAUUGGUCAAAAUGUUGGUUCCUUUGGUAAAAUAUUCGGUGCAGAACAAGUGAAGAGGUCGGCGUCCGAACUUUCGCCACAAAAGAAUGCUCCGUCAAGAAAGAGAUCGGCAUUUGGGGACAUAACAAAUGCUGUCCAAGUUUCACAAAUUGGCAAAGCCAAGAAGACGAAAGAACGGAGUUCUAAGAUUGUGAACAAAUCUGCAGUUGUUCUGACAUCAAAAUCUCAUUGUGCACGUGAAGAAGGCAUUCGUAAUAACAUCCCCGAUUUGGAGUUGCUUUCAUCGUCUGACGAGUUAUUGAGUUCACAAGAGUCUAGUGAAUACGCUUCAAGCCAAGAGCAAAAGGCCGAACAGGUGACAAAUGACGCGGAAAUGAAAGAUUUGAGUUGUGGAAUAAAAUCAAAUGAAGAACUUAAAGGGGRAAGUGGAAGUCAUUUCUUAGCAGAGGGUGAAUGUAAACCAUCGUCUAACAGAAAUGCCAAAAUAAUUCCCUACAAUGUCACAGAUAUUGAUAAGGAUGUGACAGACCACUUUAUGGCUGCUGAAUAUGCAUAUGAAAUUUUUCAAAAUAUGAAGGCUAGAGAGGAGCUAUUUCCCUUGAAAUCAUAUAUGGACUCUCAGAAAGAACUAUCAAUAAGCAUGAGAGCUAUUUUAGUAGACUGGUUGGUUGAAGUGCAGGAGAGUUUUGAAUURUAUCAUGAAACGCUCUAUGUUGGAGUGAAGAUUCUUGACAACUUCCUGAUGAAGUGUCCUGUUAAGAGAGAAGACUUGCAGUUAGUUGGUGCAGUAGCAUUAUUUAUUGCAUCAAAAGUUGAGGAGAGGCAUGCACCUUGCCUUGAUGACUUCCUGUACAUUUGUGAUGAUGCAUAUCAGCAUUCUUCAUUUGUUGCCAUGGAGAGAAAUAUGCUCAAAGCUUUGGAUUUUGAGCUCAAUAUCCCAAUUCCUUACCGUUUUCUUAGGCGAUAUGCAAGGGCUGCUUUUGCAGAUGUACAAACACUGACUCUUGCUCGAUUCCUACUUGAGUCAACUCUCCAUAACUAUCAGUUCCUUGAAUAUAAACCAUCCCUCUUAGCAUCUGCAUGUCUAUACCUGGCUUUACAAAUGCAAAAAUGUGGUACUUGGACUUCAACAUUAGUCUAUUACACAGGCUAUAAGUCUGAAGAACUGAAAGAGUGUGUACUAAAGCUAAAUGCAAUGAAUUCUGAACCACCAAAGAAAAACCUCAUGACUGUGCGGAAUAAAUAUUCACACAAAGUUUUUCAUGAGGUAGCACUGAUCCCCCCUGUUGAUGUGCUUUCUCUUGAUUUCCAGUAAAAUCCUUUUUAUAUCUAAUUUUUAGUUGAAGAAAUAUUUUUUAAACAAAAAUGUAAGCCCUAUUAUUCUUUAGUAAUCAUCUUUUUUUUAUAGCAGAGUUGUUAGACCAUGAUUAAUUAUUAAUAAACAUUGUACAUUAGAGUGGUUUUCUGUCAACCAUAAAAAGAAAAUAGACCAACUAGUUAGUAGCAAUGAGUAAUAGUCAAUAUAACUUUUAGACAUAUAAACUAUAAACAAAUAGCUAACAAACAACAGUUUGAAUAAAUUAAAAGUUUAGUUAGUGGUUGCUUGAACUGCAGACGAAUGAUGAUGAUGAUGAUGAGUUACCACAACAAAAACGACCAUUAAAAUAAAAAAAACUUGUUUUUGUGAUGAGUAUGUUUAUACCUAUAUCAAUCGGAUACAAGCUAUAGACUAUUAGUAUUGGUCUAUUACAAACUGCUACUAACUAUUAGACUAAUUGUGCUUUCAUGGUUGAUGGAAAACCACUCUAUAAUUAACUUUAGGUUUCUGGACAAUUUAUUCUUGAAACUCAAUAUAUUAUAUUGUUCAUUAUGAGCACAAUUAACAUGCAGAAUAAGUCUUUUGAUAUAUUACUGCUGSUCAUAGGAAUUACUAGUUUCAAAAAUGGGUCUAAGAUAUGAAAUGCUAUAUUAAACUUUAAAGUGGGGACUAGUAUGAAACAAUUAAUUAUUGUAAAUAGUCAAUUCUGUUAAUUUGAAUUUAAGCUGAACAUUUUAGUAUAUAAUGUUUUAUUAUUGAAUAGUAUAGAAAAUUUUAUUUUUAGUAAUUUGUGUGUUGUGCAUUUAUGUAGAGGGAUUUUCAUCAAACGGAAUAUAUAAACUCCUCUUUAAUGUAUAAUGUGUCAAAACAGCACGUAGACUUAUGAAAAUUACCCUAAUCAUUUUCGAUAGCCGGGAAUUAAUAUUUUCGCGAACUUUGCAAUAAUAUUUAUUAGCAUUAAUAAAAAAAAGUUCGCUGAACUAUUAUUUCCGUAAAACAAUAAAUAAAUUUCAAAUUUACUAAUACAGGAAAAGUUCGCGUAACGUGAUUUCUCAACAUUCGCGAAGUAGCGCUUUAGUACUAUAAACCCUUUCUUCUAAUACAGGAAAAGUUCGCGCAACCUCAUUUCCCAACAUUCGCGAAGUUAGCGCUUUGGUACUAWAAACCCCUUCUCUACUUAUACAGGAAAAGYUCGCGUAACGUCAUUUCGCGCAAAGCGCAACUUCGAGAAUGUUGAGUUGCCUGUAUACUACUUUGCUAAAAACAUUCACUGAUUCAACAUUAAAAAUUAAAAUUCUAGUUUUACCGUAAUAUUCUGUUCGUAAUAAUGUCUGAAACGACA
Exaiptasia diaphana is the source of this 2846-nucleotide messenger RNA. RefSeq names its product G2/mitotic-specific cyclin-B3. The record is from RefSeq and is a predicted model, not a curated record. Gene Ontology annotation, cellular component: cyclin-dependent protein kinase holoenzyme complex; centrosome; nucleus. Gene Ontology annotation, biological process: regulation of cyclin-dependent protein serine/threonine kinase activity; mitotic cell cycle phase transition. Gene Ontology annotation, molecular function: cyclin-dependent protein serine/threonine kinase regulator activity. Bases 113 to 1501 code for a protein of 462 amino acids. The transcript is spliced from 8 exons. Lineage: Eukaryota; Metazoa; Cnidaria; Anthozoa; Actiniaria; Aiptasiidae.